This is a messenger RNA of Triplophysa dalaica, 3328 nucleotides long. Its product is annotated as serine/threonine-protein kinase DCLK2-like. The record is from RefSeq and is a predicted model, not a curated record. NCBI's taxonomy places the organism in Eukaryota, Metazoa, Chordata, Actinopteri, Cypriniformes, Nemacheilidae. Bases 436 to 2499 code for a protein of 687 amino acids. Gene Ontology annotation, cellular component: microtubule cytoskeleton. Gene Ontology annotation, biological process: protein phosphorylation; intracellular signal transduction. Gene Ontology annotation, molecular function: ATP binding; protein kinase activity. The transcript is spliced from 16 exons.
CGCUGCCCGGUUACAGCGCGGCGCGCCCCUAAAAAGCGCACGCGUUUAAGGGGCGGAUCGAGAUUUAUUUUGUAACGUUAGAGCUUCAAAGGUAACGUUAUUCUUCAUGUGACCGGAUCUUUUCCGUUAAUCCCGGACAACAACCGGCUUCCGGAUUCACGUACAAACCCGUUUAUUUGUGUCGUUCGUUUGUAAGCAUCCGGAAUAUUUCCUGGAAUAUUUCUCUAUUUGAAUGGCUGUAGGUGCCAGAUCGCUCUGCGUUGCUUGUUACCAAUCGCGUUUUAUAGAAGAAACGUCGGCUUUUGUGUUGAUGUAAAUUAUGCUGCCCGGUAAACGCGCAGCGCGUCCGCUCGGGCUGAUACAAUAGCGGAUUUCAUACCGACGUGUCUGAUUUAAGAAUUAAGCGCCCGUGCGCUCCGGUUACCGGGCAAAAAAAUGUCGCUAAGCAGGAGCAUCGAGCUCGAGCACUUUGACGAACGGGACAAAGCGCACCGCUCCAAACGGACGUCGGGGUUGGGAGGCUCGGGCUCACAGCAGGGUUCGCGGGCGAACAGUCUAGUACCGAGUCCGGCGCACAGCGCUAACUGCAGCCUCUACCGGACGCGCACGCUUCAAGCGCUCAGCUCCGAGAAACGCGCUAAGAAGGUGCGCUUUUACCGGAAUGGAGACCGGUACUUCAAGGGUCUGGUGUACGCGGUGUCAAAUGACCGAUUCCGCUCGGUGGACGCGCUUCUGGCGGAGCUGACGCGCUCGCUCACGGAUAACCUGCACCUGCCGCAAGGUGUGCGCAACAUCUACAGCGUGGACGGCUCGAGGAAGAUCUCUAGCCUGGAGGAGCUCGUGGAAGGUGAGAGUUACGUCUGCGCCUCUAAUGAGCCCUACAGGAAGGUGGAAUACACUAAAAACGUCAACCCUAACUGGGGCUCUCGUCUGGCGGGGCCGGGGUCCGGAGGCGUGCGUCAGGGGGCUCAGCGCUCCAGUGGAGACAUGAGAGAGAGCAAAGACUUCAUCAAACCCAAACUGGUGACGGUGAUCCGCAGCGGCGUGAAGCCGCGGAAGGCCGUUCGGAUUCUGCUGAACAGGAAGACGGCGCAUUCCUUCGAUCAGGUGCUUGCUGACAUCACAGAGGCCAUCAAACUGGACACGGGUGUGGUGAAGAGACUCUACACGCUGGACGGGAAACAGUUGACCAGUCUGCAGGAUUUCUUCGGUGAUGAUGACGUGUUUAUGGCCUGCGGUUUGGAGAAGUUCCGUUACGCUCAGGAUGAUGCUGUCAUUGGUCACGCAGGAAAGGGGGCGGCGGCUGCGUUUGUUAGUGAAUGUAAGAAGUCCAGACCUGCAGUCCCACCCAAGGCAUGUGAAGCAAAAAGCCCUGGAGUCCCCAGAUCCAAAUCACCCGAAUCUGCCAAUGACGCACCUAGGAGUCAAUCUCCACCUGUGAUGUCAUCAAUGUGCAGCCCCAAAACUCAACGCAGUUGCAACACCUCUGUUCAUGAGGCGUCCCCCUCACCACCGCCCACCCGAGACCUCAUUCAAGAAGACGACAUCAGUCCAGAGGUGAAUGGUAAUGAGGUUCAGUCAUCUGUCAUCACAGAGAAAUAUAAAGUUGGGAAAGUGAUUGGAGAUGGAAACUUUGCUGUCGUCAGAGAGUGUGUGGAGAGGUCUUCAGGACAAGAGUUUGCGCUCAAGAUCAUAGACAAGGCCAAAUGCAGCGGCAAGGAGCACCUGAUAGCCAAUGAGGUGUCCAUACUGCGGCGGGUUCGACACCCCAGCAUCAUCAUGCUGAUAGAAGAACUGGACACGCCCGCUGAGCUCUAUCUGGUCAUGGAGCUGGUUAAGGGUGGUGAUUUGUUUGAUGCCAUCACAUCGUCUACAAAAUACACCGAGCGAGACGCCAGCGCCAUGCUGUUCAACCUGACCGGAGCGCUCCGGUAUCUACACCGAAUGAACAUCGUCCAUCGAGACAUUAAACCGGAAAAUCUGCUGGUGUGUGAAUAUCCAGACGGCACGAAGUCUCUGAAGUUGGGUGAUUUUGGUUUGGCUACGGUGGUGGAGGGACCGCUGCACACCGUCUGUGGGACGCCAACAUACGUCGCUCCUGAGAUUAUUGCAGAGACCGGAUACGGGCUGAAGGUGGACAUCUGGGCGGCCGGUGUGAUCACAUAUAUCCUGUUGUGUGGUUUUCCUCCGUUCCGCAGCGAGAGGAAUCAGCAGGACGAGCUGUUUGAACAGAUUAUGUUGGGCAAACUGGAGUUUCCUGCACCGUACUGGGACAACAUCGGCGUCACUGCUAAGGAUUUGAUCGGUAAGAUGCUGCAGGUGAAUGUUGGUGCUCGGUACACAGCUGAUGAGGUGCUGUCACACCCGUGGGUCCAGGAUGAUGCUGCGAUGGAGACCAGCACACCAUGUGACACAGACGAUUUUGUGGAACCAGAAAUCACACACAACAACACAACAGAAGACACUGACGUGGAUCAUCUCCAAAGUAACGACUGGUGAAUCUCUCUGGAUGUGCAGCAGAUGAAAAGCCCCAGACCAACACAGCAAACCUCAAAACCAACACCAGACCAGACCAGACCUGAACCAUCUCAUACCUGCAUCUUCAAUCAUGAGUAUAAAAGCCCACAGACUGAUGAUAGUCACAUCUACACAUCUUGGCUUUUGGACCAGAGAACUUCCAUACAGAAAACAGAACAAUGCCCUAACAACCAUCUAGCAACUUGCCGUAGCAACUCCAUAGCAACACCCUGGCAACCAUCCACACAGAGGGUUGUCACCACAGAGAUUUCUUCAUUUCUUUCUCUGUCUGUAUGUCUACAGUAUGUUUUCAUGUUCUGGUCUGUGUUUGAACGCAGGGGCUUCAACUUAACUGCUCGCUCACUCGCACUCUGUAUCUCUCUUUACUGCCCUUCAUCAUGUGUCUCUCUGAAUAUAAUGUUGAUGUGUCAUCUUUAGAAUCUUGUGACACACAUCUCAUGUCUCUCUCAGUGUGGAAUCGAAUGAGAACUGAUUGAGUUUUGAGUUUGCGUGUCAUUGGAUGUUUCUUUGUUUGAUUCAUGUGACCAAAUUUUAGGAGCCCGAUGUGUCAGUUCCUUCAGUGAAUUACUGUAGUGUGUGUUUAUCCAUGGAAUGCCUCCCUCUCUCUCUCUAUCUCUCUCUCUAGAAGAAUUCAUGUCAUGUCAUCUGAUCUGAACGGUACUCGUGUUGUGUUCAAUUUUGUACGAUGACUCUUUGGUGCAGAAGCCCCUCUUAAUGAUUCCAAUGAUGGAUUUAUUUCAUGUUUUGUUUUGUAUCGCAACAAUACAUCAUGAGUCACUGGAUGAUGCCA